AUGUCUUACUUUGCAUACCAGUACAAGCAACGGAACUACACCCCCUACUCAACGACACGCCUCAUACCGCACGCCGAACCCUGCGUGGUUAAAGGCCCAGCGCCACGCGUUACCAAGUGCGCAGACCCAUGUGCUGUGAAACACCCAGCACCGUGCACUACCAAGUGCAGAGACCCAUGUGCUGGGAAGCCCUCGGUCCCAUGUGCUACCAAGUGUUUUGAGCCACAUGCCCAGAGACACCCAGCGCAGCAUUACCCCAAAUUUUCCGAGCCAGCGGGUGUGAAAUGCUCGACCCCAUGUGACACGAGGUACCAUGAGCCGUAUGGUUUAAUACCUCAGCCAUUCCCCGAGAGAUGGAAUCCAUGCGCUCCACCAUAUGUCCAUCCCUAUGUUACGGGAUACCCUCAGGCAUGUGGCCCAACAUAUGUGCCAUCUUUUCCCAAAUACCCAUACCCUUAUGCGCCCCAGUGGCCCAACACGUGGGGCUAUGGAAACUGUGGGCCGUGCUAA
Trachemys scripta elegans is the source of this 510-nucleotide messenger RNA. RefSeq names its product small proline rich protein 1A (gene SPRR1A). The record is from RefSeq and is a predicted model, not a curated record. The transcript has a single exon. NCBI's taxonomy places the organism in Eukaryota, Metazoa, Chordata, Testudines, Emydidae. The coding region runs from base 1 to 510 and encodes 169 amino acids.